Molecule: messenger RNA, 4401 nt
Organism: Neoarius graeffei (lesser salmon catfish)
Lineage: Eukaryota; Metazoa; Chordata; Actinopteri; Siluriformes; Ariidae
Gene: ehmt2
Product: euchromatic histone-lysine N-methyltransferase 2
Cellular component (GO): nucleus
Molecular function (GO): zinc ion binding; histone methyltransferase activity; p53 binding
Source: RefSeq, a predicted model, not a curated record
GUCGGUGUUCACACUGUGCGUUUUGUUUCUUUUCGGUAGUAACAUGUCGGCGGAGGGAAGAAGGAUGGAACAGGAUCUGUCUGUUUAUAGUCCGGUGCACUGCGAACCUGUCGAGAUGGGCUUGUUGCCGAAAGACAAGCUGAGUGGUGAGAAAGUGGCAGCGUCCGGAAAAAGCCUUGCAGGUCACGCAGCAAAAUCGCUCCCUCCGUCGUCUCCAUCUUCCGUUUUCGGUCGCGCUAAAAUGAGUGUGUGGGGGCCAGGCAGUAAGACGCCGGUCUCUCCAUCGUCCUCCUCAAUGUCCUCUCCACCAUCCACGUCCAGUCCUCCACCCAAAGUCCACCGAGCCCGCAAGACCAUGAACAGACCCCCUGUCUCACAGGUGCGUACUGUCCAGAACGCUGUAACUCCAGACAAACCAAAAACCAGUAGCACGUCGGACACUGAUACAGCUGUAAAGAAGCAGAAGUUGGACACUGACUCCUCAGCGCCCCCUGCAGAGAAGCCUGAGAAAUCCUUGGAGCAAACAACGGAGUCAUCAGAGACAGUAUCACCUGUAUCACCUGUUCCUGUGAUGGAGAGGGCAGAGCCUGUUGCUCCAGAGACCAAAGACCUGAGCUGUGGUUGGCUGGAGGGUCUAGAUGACGAUGCAGAUGAGGAAGAUUUCCACCUAUUGUACAACAGUUACGCAGGAGAUGACAUCAUCUACUCUGACAGCAAGUCUGAAGAUGGGAUGAUGGAGGGAGAGGAUGUGCGAAUGGAGGAUGAGGCAGAGAGAAUAUCUGAUCAUGGGUCUUCAUCCGAUCAGCCAAGAGGAGGGCGAAAAAAGAAAGGAGAGCAAGAAUCACCAUGGAAACAGCAAAAAAAAGGAAGGAAGAGAGGCUCAUUGCCAGCUGCAGAAACAGACAGAGCCCCUCCAUUAGGAGGCUCCACUGAGUACACUGAAGUUCCUCUGGGGUCUCUGGACAACUCUGCUGCAGACAGUCUCACACUGUCUCCUCACACAGAUGAUCGAGAGAUGGAGCGGAUGGAGGAGUUGCCGUUGUGUAGCUGUAGAAUGGAGGCUCCACGUGUGCACAAACUGGCAACGAGCACACAACCAACCUGCAUGGCCAUUGAGAGCGUCAAUGGACAGCUUGUGGGCUGUACCAACUCCAUCAUAAAGGGGGAGACGAUGCGCCCGUCCAGCCGAGUCUCUCUCAUGGUGCUGUGUGAAACUCAUCGCUCUCACAUGGUGAAACAUCACUGCUGUCCGGGCUGUGGCUACUUCUGCCUGUCUGGGACCUUCCUAGAGUGUUGUCCAGACGUCCGUAUCGCUCAUCGGUUCCACCGUGGCUGUGUGUCAGUUCUGGGGGGUGGGCGGAGCCGAAGCAGCUCUGUAGGCGUUGGCCUGCUUUUCUGCCCCCAUUGUGGCGAGGAUGCCUCUGAGGCACAAGAGGUCAUCAUACCUCCGUCAUCAUCUUCAGGGGCAGCUGUUGUCACGGCAACUGCCUCCUCCACCACUCCGCUUCUCCCUUCUGCACUGGCAGCCGCAAACACGGCGCUUAGCAACGAAAGGAGGACCGGGGAGCCAAUCAGUGCCAGGAUGCACUGGCGUGGUGAGUUCAGGAAAGGGGUGGGGCCUCAGUCCACAUCCCCCAAUGCUGCUACAGCUUCAGGAGUGGGUGGAGUCGAGGAUGUGGUUUCUCUGGGUGAGGGGGGUGUAGAUAGUGUUGGCCCCUCCCUCGUCCUCCCCAAUGGAAAGCCGGUGUGUCCUGGUGCACUUCCUGCUGGAGACAGCAGGGCGGCGCUGCAGAGAGCCAUUCUCAGUCAGGAGACUGAGAGGAAGAAGAAGCUGCGGUUCCACCCACGACAGCUCUAUCCGGCCGCCAAACAGGGCGAAGUGCACAGGGUUCUGCUCAUGCUCAUGGAGGGUAUAGACCCAGUGUACCAGUCUGACUCUCAGAACCGACGCUCUGCUCUUCAUGCUGCUGCUCAGCGCGGCCUGCUAGAGAUCUGUUACCUGCUCAUCCAGGCAGGCGCUAAAGUGGAUGCCCAGGAUAAGAGUCAGAGGACUCCACUACUGGAGGCCAUCAUUAACAAUCAGGUGGAGGUGACGAGGUACCUCAUACAGAGCGGAGCGUGUGUUUACCACGUCGAGGAGGACGGCUCCACAGGUCUCCAUCAUGCUGCUAAGCUGGGGAAUUUGGAGAUCGUCACGCUGCUGCUCAACACCGGACAGGUGGACAUUAACGCUCAGGACAGUGGUGGUUGGACUCCUAUAAUCUGGGCUGCUGAACAUAAACACACUGACGUGAUCAGAGCGCUGCUGAACCGAGGAGCCGACGUCACGCUGAAGGACAAGGAGAUGAACGUGUGUGUGCACUGGGCAUCGUUUGCUGGCAGUGCUCAGAUCGCUGAGCUCAUCCUGAAUGCUGGGUGUCCUCUGACCUCCGUCAACCUGCACGGGGACACGCCCCUGCACAUCGCCGCCCGCGAGGGACACCUCCACUGCAUCACGCUGUUCCUGUCCCGAGGGGCGGAUAUUGAUGUCGUGAAUAAAGAAGGGGACACACCCCUCUCCUUGGCGCGACCUGAUUCGCCAGUGUGGGUGGCGCUCCAGAUAAACAGAAAGUUGAGGAGAGGGAUAGCCAAUCGGAUUGUGCGGACGGAGAGGAUCAUCUGCAGUGAUGUGGCUCAGGGUUAUGAGAACGUGCCGAUCCCGUGUGUUAACGGUGUGGAUGAUGAAGACUGUCCAUCAGACUACAAAUACAUCGCCGAGAACUGUGAGACCUCCGCCAUGAACAUCGACCGCAACAUCACACACCUGCAGCACUGUACCUGUACAGAUGACUGCUCCUCCAGUAACUGCCUGUGUGGACAACUCAGCAUCCGCUGCUGGUAUGACAAGGAUCAGCGUCUGCUGCAGGAGUUUAAUAAGAUCGAGCCUCCUCUGAUCUUUGAGUGUAACCUCGCCUGCUCCUGCCACAAGACCUGCAAGAACCGAGUGGUGCAGGCUGGAAUCAAGGUGCGUUUACAGCUGUACCGCACUGAGAAGAUGGGAUGGGGAGUCCGAGCUCUUCAGGACAUUCCUCAGGGGAGCUUCAUCUGCGAGUAUGUUGGGGAACUGAUCUCUGAUGCAGAAGCAGAUGUGAGAGAAGACGAUUCAUAUCUGUUUGAUCUAGACAAUAAGGAUGGAGAGGUGUACUGCAUUGAUGCACGUUACUAUGGUAACAUUAGUCGUUUCAUUAACCACCUGUGUGAUCCGAACAUCAUCCCGGUGCGAGUGUUCAUGCUGCACCAGGACCUGCGUUUCCCCCGAAUAGCUUUCUUCAGCUCCAGAGACAUCCUCACAGGCCAGGAGCUUGGGUUUGAUUACGGAGACCGUUUCUGGGACAUUAAGAGUAAGUACUUCACGUGUCAGUGUGGCUCGGAGAAGUGUAAACACUCUGCAGAGGCCAUCGCUCUGGAACACAGCAGGCAGGCGCGCCUCGACUCCUUCCCAGAACCCACCGCCGAACCCGGGUUCAUCGCACCAGGAAACUCCUAAACUCCUCUCGGACACAGUGACGCAGUGCAUUGUGGGAGUUCUGAGCACUGUACAGCUGCGUCGGUUCUCAAACACGAUGAAUUUGUCCUCUUGGAUCUGUGUUGAUCUCCGUUUGUACAGACUGUAAUAAAGACUAAGGAUCUGCUCUCAUAACUGUUCUAACGCUGUUCCUGAUGCGCUCUCGUCCUCUAACCUUCACUGAAAACUCCUGUUUGAGGUUGUUAAUGCAUCAACUUGUUGGUUAGAUGAGCGUUUGAGGCAGAACUUACCCAGAAGGUACUGCUGGAGUCCAUCCACCAUCGUGAAUGUUCUGAACCUCUCUCUAGUCAAGGGGUUUGGAUUGAGAGUUCUAGAGUACUGGCUGUUUCAGGGCUCUAGAACAGGGUUCUGGAAUAUGUACUAGCCCAUAAUUUCCAGAAGACCUCCUGAUUAAUAGGUUCUAGGAACCUUACUGGUCAGGUUCCUCCAUCAGACAUUCCUCGUCAGUGGGUUUUCCAGCACUUCCUGAUUUAUGGUGCAGAUGGAGCUGCAUCUUCUCAAAUUAGCCACUUAUCAGACCAAGCAGGGAGCUGUGAGGCUCGUUUUAGCUCGAGUGUUCUGUCAGUCUGAUGGAGCUCGCUCUCUCUCACGCACGUGUGUGUCGUGGUCUUGGUGGUAAGUGGUUGAGGGUGCAUUAGAAGCAGUGUUAAACGUGUGUAUGUUGGAGAGUGCACUCUGCCUGUGCACCUGUAAAGUGUAUAAUGUAGUGUAAACUAGUUCUUUCAGUAGUGUUUGUUUCUUUUUUUAAUGAGCUUUGGCCUGAAUAAUUUUCCUGAAAAUGACAGCUGUUUUUAUUACUAUGAUGUAGUUUGAAUAAAUAUUUGAUACAACAGUGA